GAGUCGCUCAAUACAUGCUAUGAAGUCACACCGUGUUUUAUUAUUUAAAUACCGAGUUAUCCAGAAAUCUCUCAGUGGCGACGAGGAUAGCAACGAACUCUUGGAAAAGUAUUUGUAAACGACAAGUAUUUAAUUAAAAUGUCGAUUGGAAGAAUUCCUGAGUUUGACCUACGUAAGGACGAUUGGAGGUCAUACGUCGACCGCCUCGAACAAUAUUUUGUCGUCAACAAAAUUUCGGAGGAUUUACAAGUUCCGACGUUAAUUACCGUGAUGGGAGCCGAGUGUUACGAACUGUUAGUGAAUUUAUAUACUCCAACCAAACCAAAAGAUAAAUCUUUUUUGGAAAUCACAAACAUUCUAGAAAAACAUCUCCAACCAAAACCAAGUACCCUCGCAGAAAGAUAUAAAUUCCGGCAUAGGAAACAAAAAAGUUGUGAAACAAUAGCGGAGUAUGCAGCAAUAUUGAAGAGAAUGUCGAAAUCUUGUGAAUUUGGUCAAUGGUUGGAAGAAAGUUUAAGAGAUCAGCUGGUGUGCGGUAUUCUAAGUGAAACUAUAAGGCAACGACUAUUCGCAGAAGGCACGUUGGAAUAUGGGAAAGCGUAUAGCUUGGCAGUGAACAUGGAGGCGGCGGAGAAGGAUGCAGCGGCUGUGGAAGGAUACGGGCAAGGUGAAUCGUCGGGCAGCUCGAGCACGGCUGAGUGCCAGGCGAUGGCAGCGACUCGACGUGGCAACGGACGCGGUCGGCCAGGGAGGACGGCACCUACGGCAUCGAGGUGGCAGCGGCAGCAAGGAAAAGCAGCGGACGGACCACAACAAUGUGCUGCGUGCGGUGGACCCCAUGGCGGCACGAAGUGUCGGUUCGCGGCAUAUGUGUGCAGAGUAUGUAAUCGUAAGGGGCAUCUACGUCGGAUGUGCCCAAACCUGACGACGUACCAUCACGUAGACAUCGGAACACCUAAAGUGGUCGAAUCGGACGAGACGGACAGUGACGAGAUUCAGUGAAGUAUUUGCGGAUGGGCUUGGACGGUUCAGCGGCGGGCGGGUUAGCAUCCACCUGCGGCAGGGGGCGCGGCCGGUGUUCAUGCGCGCGCGUCCUCUGGCGUAUGCGCUGCGGGAACCGGUGGAGCGAGCGCUCGAGCAGCUGGUGCGAGACGGCGUCCUCACGCCGGUGGAGCGCUCCGACUGGGCCACACCCAUUGUACCCGUUCUCAAAAAGGAUGGUAAUAUUAGAAUAUGCGCUGAUUAUAAAUUAACACUGAAUAAAGUGCUAGAAGUCGACCGUUAUCCCUUGCCACGCAUAGAUGAUUUGUUAUCGCGUUUACAUGGCGGUGAACGUUUCAGUAAGAUUGAUUUAUCUCAGGCGUACGCUCAGUUUGAGCUUGACGAAUCAAAAAAGUAUACGGUUAUCAAUACACAUAAGGGUUUAUACAUGUACAAUCGACUAGUUUACGGCUUGUCGUCGAGUCCAGGAAUUUUUCAAAAACACUUAGAAGAAUUAUUGACAGGGUUACCGAACGUGGGUGUAUUUUUAGAUGACGUAAUUAUAACGGGUCCUGAUAGUCGUAGUCACAUAAAAAAUUUAUAUAAAGUGUUCGAGCGAUUGCAGUCUCACGGGUUGCGCGUUAAGAAAGAAAAAUGUGUAUUUUUCGCAGAAUCUAUUAACUACUUAGGGCACGCCAUUAGUAAAGAGGGUGUUCACACGUGUCCGGAAAAAGUCCGGGCAAUUGUAAACACGCCUGUACCCACCAAUAUUUCAGAACUGCGAUCUUUCAUCGGGCUAGUAAUGUAUUAUGGUAAAUUCGUACGAAAUGUUAGUUCAUUGCUGGCCCCGUUAUAUCGUUUGCUAAAAACCGGGGUUCGAUUCCUGUGGAGUACUGAGUGUCAAUUGGCAUUCAAUGAAGUAAAAAAAAUAUUAAGUUCGAGCGAAGUGCUUGCCCAUUAUACGUUAGACUUACCCGUGGUACUGACGGCGGACGCCAGCGGGGUCGGAGUCGGCGCCGUGAUAUCGCAUAUCACUGAGGAGGGAGAGCGGCCGAUCGCAUAUGCGUCGCGUACUCUCAGCGCGGCCGAGCGGGCCUAUGCGCAGAUAGAUCGAGAGGCCUUAGCAAUAAUAUUCGGUAUUAAAAAGUUUCAUCAGUACUUAUAUGGUAGAAAAUUCGUUUUAAGGACUGAUCACAAACCCUUGACGUAUAUUUUCGGCAGUAAAGUGGGCAUUCCAGUUAUGGCCGCUUCGAGAUUACAGCGUUGGGCAGUAUUAUUGUCGGGAUACAAUUAUGACAUAGAAUAUGUAAGUUCACACAAAAAUUGUGCAGAUGCGUUAUCUCGUUUGCCGCAACCGGUACAUAAACGGCUUCCGAAGUCGGAGGGAAUGAAUUACAUUAAUUUCGUAGAAAAUUUUCUCCCGGUCACAAAUGAUGACGUCAGAACGGCAACAGCAAGCGAUCCGGAAUUAAGUAGAAUUUUAACCUAUGUUCAGUCCGGAUGGCCCGCGUCCUGCCCAAAAGAAGUGUUGCAGCAAUAUUAUAUUAAACGUAAUGAACUAUACAUAGAUAGGGGCUGUAUUAUGUGGGGUUACCGCUUGGUGAUACCGCGCACUUUAAGAAAAAAAAUACUUAUGCAAUUACAUACUGGUCACAUGGGCAUUGUUAAAACUAAGUCCAUAGCUCGAAGUUACGUAUGGUGGCCUAAUAUAGAUACAGACGUCGAAUCCGAAUGCCGAGCAUGUGAGACGUGCGCGGUGGAGUCACAAGCACCCCCGCGCACCCCACCGCAGCCUUGGCCGUACCAUUUGCAGCCAUGGAGCAGACUCCAUAUAGAUUUUUUAGGCCCUUUUAACGGAAAAAAAUUUCUUAUUUUAAUAGACUCCAGUACGAAAUGGCUAGAAGUGUUUGAAAUGCCAAAAACAAAUGCUACAGCGGUUAUUAAGGUAUUACGGUGUACGUUCGCAAGAUUCGGCUUACCACUAGAGCUAGUAUCGGAUCAAGGGCCACCCUUCACUAGCGCGGAAUUUAAGGAGUUUUUAACACGAAAUGGUAUUCAGCAACGUUUCUCGCCUGCUUAUCACCCGUCUUCGAAUGGCGCCGCGGAAAAUGCUGUAAAUAUUUGUAAAAAAGCAAUAAAAAAAGCACAUAGGGAAUCAAUCGAUGUUGACGCCGCGUUGCAAACAUUUUUACUUACUUAUCGUAACAGUAUACACAGCAGCACAGGUGAAAGCCCUUCAAUGCUGUUACAAAAACGAACGUUACGAUCACGGCUAGACUUAUUACGAAGCGAUCGCGCGCUCAUAAAUAAGGUAAAUCAGGCUCAAAGUAAGCAAGUGGAGUACACGGGUGGGGUGCAGCGCUCGUUUGCACCGGGGGAACCUGUGUGGGUGCGAGAGUACGGCCACAAGGAUAGGUGGGUGAAGGGAACGAUAGUUCAUGGCGAAGGUUCGAGGAGAUAUUCUGUGGACAAGGGGGACAGUCGACAAGUAGUUAAGCACGUUGAUCAAAUCAAGCGCAGAUCAGGGUUGUACGACAUACCAUUCCCUGAGGAGCAAAGCGAGUCAAUGAGGGUACAAAUACCUGAUAGUAGUGGCUCGGCGAGAGACGGAAUGUCGAAGGAGGACGACGGCCCGGACACAUCUCUGACUACGGUUGUGGGUGAUUCGGGAAAGGAGAGGAAACGGGUUUCGAGUGAACGCAUUAAAAGUCCUGGAAUCGAAUAUAGUACACCGCCAACGUCACCUAGUGCACCGUCGCCUGAACCGCCUCGAGCCCGAUCCGGGCGAGUUCGUAAACCUGUUGUUAGGUUUCAAGUUUAGCUUAGUUUAUUAGUUUAUUAGAUGUAGUAACUAAGUUUAGUUUAGUUUAUUAGAUUUAUAGAUAAUGUAUUAUAUAGUUAAGGUAUUAUUAUAAGUAAAUUUGUGAUUACAUAAUUUAUGUACCUUACUUAAUAAUAUCUGAUAAUACCAUAUAUUAAGAAGGGAGGUGUGAUAUAUGUAGGUAUAAAUUAAUAUUGUAUUAUGUAGGUAGGCGCCACCGCGCGUCUUCUUGAGUGAGUCGCUCAAUACAUGCUAUGAAGUC
Messenger RNA from Parnassius mnemosyne (clouded apollo), 4064 nucleotides. Lineage: Eukaryota; Metazoa; Arthropoda; Insecta; Lepidoptera; Papilionidae. The record is from the annotation of a GenBank genome assembly.